This is a messenger RNA of Tarenaya hassleriana, 4429 nucleotides long. RefSeq names its product tyrosine-sulfated glycopeptide receptor 1-like. The record is from RefSeq and is a predicted model, not a curated record. Gene Ontology annotation, molecular function: ATP binding; protein kinase activity; protein binding. The transcript has a single exon. NCBI's taxonomy places the organism in Eukaryota, Viridiplantae, Streptophyta, Magnoliopsida, Brassicales, Cleomaceae. Gene Ontology annotation, biological process: protein phosphorylation. The coding region runs from base 332 to 3622 and encodes 1096 amino acids.
AAAAUAAUUCAAUUCAUCAUCAACAUCAUAGCACGCACGCAUUCCACUUCCACAAAUGACAUUACCCAUACUUUGGAGGAAAUAUAAUAUUAUCAAAAUUUAAAUAAAAAAAAUGAAAGUUACUUUGUUUAUGACAAGAAGUUUUCUUCCUCUGUGUAUUGUGUUGUUCUUCUGACUAUUCUCCAUGGUCAAUGGCUGAGUUUAGAGCCAUUUACAAGCUUCGACAGAGAAACCCAGAUUGGAUAAUGAUGUCUCUUGCUACUUUUCCCUCUCCUCCUCCUUUUUCUCCAAGAUUCUUUCCCACCCUUUUUGUGUUUCUCUGGUUCUUACAAUGAUCCAUGUGAACAUGAGAUCCAGUGGUCUUGUAAGAUCAUCAGGACCAAUACCAUCUCUAAGCUCUCACAUGGUUCUGUUCCUUCUUCUCUGCGUUCUUCCCUUCCCUGGUCUCUUUCUUACUCCUGCAGAUGCUGACUGUAAUUCACAGGACAGAGAUUCCCUGCUGUGGUUCCUGGGCAACAUUUCCUCUACUGUAUCUCCUUUGAUUUGGAAUCAAUCCAUUGAUUGUUGCUUAUGGGAAGGAAUCUCAUGUGACGGUUCUCCAGAAAAACGUGUCUCAGUGAUUUCUUUGCCCUCAAGAGGACUCUCUGGGAAUCUCCCUCUGUCUAUUCUGGAUCUUUCACGUCUCUCUCAUCUCAAUCUCUCUCAUAACCGUAUCUCGGGUGCUCUCCCGCCAGGUUUUCUCUCUGCCCUUGAUCAGCUUCUGGUUCUCGAUCUCAGUUUCAACGGCUUCAGUGGUGAAUUUCCACUCGAACAAGCGUUUGGCAAUGGGAGCAGCAGAGUUCUCUUCCCUAUUCAGAUAGUUGAUCUGUCAAGCAAUCUUCUCCAAGGUGAAAUCCCCAGUAGUUCAGUUUUUCUUCAGUGUGCUUCGAAUUUGACCAGUUUCAAUGUCAGCAACAACAGCUUCACAGGUCAAAUCCCUUCGUUUAUGUGCACUAGUUCACCACAACUCGGUAAACUGGACUUCGCGUACAAUGAUUUCAGCGGCAGUAUCUCCCCAGAAAUCGGCAGGUGUUUGAGGCUAAGUGUUUUUAGAGCAGGUUUCAACAAUCUCUCUGGUGAAAUCCCAAACGAAAUCUACAAUCUUUCAGGGCUUGAAGAACUCUUUUUGCCAGUCAACCAUCUCUCUGGAAAGAUAAAUGAGUCCAUCACCCGCCUGACGAAGCUGACAUUGCUUGGGCUUUACUCCAACCACCUUGUAGGAGAGAUACCUAUGGACAUAGGUAAGCUUUCCAAUCUGCAAAACCUCCAACUCCACAUCAAUAACCUCACUGGUUCAAUCCCGGUUUCUCUAGCGAACUGCACAAAUCUUGUCAAGUUGAAUUUGAGGGUUAAUGUUCUUGGAGGAAGCUUAUCCGAGAUUGACUUUUCCAGGUUUCAGAACCUUAGCACUCUUGAUCUCGGGAACAAUAGCUUUUCCGGUGAUUUUCCCUCGACCCUUUACUCCUGCAAAUCACUCACAGCGAUAAGGCUUGCAGGCAACAAGAUAACAGGACAACUAUCUCCUGAAGUACUGGGACUUGAGUCCCUGUCAUUCAUGUCUCUUUCGGAUAAUAAACUGACGAAUAUUACAGGGGCUCUCACCAUUCUGCAGGGCUGCAAGAAACUGUCCACUCUUAUAAUGGCAAAAAAUUUCUAUAACGAAACGGUUCCAAGUAAUGAAGACUUUAUUGCCCCAGAUGGAUUCUCAAAUCUCCAAAUCUUUGGUAUCGGUGGAUCAAGAUUGAAAGGUAGAAUACCAGAUUGGCUGAUCAAGCUCAGGAACUUGGAGGUUCUGGAUCUGUCAGUGAACGCUCUUACAGGGAUGAUUCCUGGUUGGUUGGGAACUCUUCCAAAUCUUUUCUACAUGGAUCUUUCGGAUAACCUUCUUACAGGAGACCUGCCCAAUGAAAUCUUUCAUCUGAGGGCUCUAAUGUCGCAGAAGGCUUAUGAUGCAACGGAGCGGAAUUACUUAGAGCUGCCGGUCUUUGUCAAUCCGAACAAUGUCACAACCAAUCAGCAAUAUAAUCAGCUGUCCAGCCUUCCCCCUGCCAUUUAUCUCAGCAAGAAUAACCUCACUGGGAGUAUUCCAGUCGAGAUUGGCCUGUUAAAGGUUCUCCACGUGCUCGAGCUUUCACAUAAUAACUUUUCUGGAAGCAUCCCGGAAGAAUUGGCAAACCUCACAAACUUAGAGAGACUCGAUUUGUCCUUCAAUAAUCUGUCGGGUCGGAUCCCUUGGUCACUCACAGGCCUCCAUUUCCUGUCCUAUUUCGAUGUGGCCAACAACAAUCUCCAGGGGGCCAUACCAACAGGAGGUCAGUUCGAUACAUUUCCAAAAACACAUUUUGAUGGCAACCCGUUAUUGUGCGGGACUGUACUGCAGCGCCCCUGUGGUGGUCCACCUAAUUCCUCCAGUACAACCACGAGUAAGGAGAAGGUCAACGCAAAGCUUGUCACGGGAAUAGUCAUUGGAACUGUUUUCGCUGCAAGUUUGAUUUUGGUGGUGAUAGCUCUGUGGGUGCUGUCCAACAGGAGGAUCAUUCCUGGGGGAGACUCUGAGAAAGCAGAACUGGAUGUAAUGUCCAAUGCUUCAUAUUCUGCAGUUGUUCCAGAAUAUGAGAAAGACAUAAGCCUAGUUCUGUUGUUUGGAAACAAUGGAAGUGAAGUAAAAGACCUUACCAUUUUCGAGCUCCUGAAAGCAACAAACAACUUCAGUCAGGCGAACAUAAUAGGUUGUGGAGGAUUUGGUCUUGUGUACAAGGCCGUAUUGGAAAACGGAAUGAAACUGGCAGUCAAGAAACUCACUGGAGAUUACGGUCUGAUGGAAAAGGAAUUCAAAGCAGAGGUGGAAGUUCUGUCUAGAGCCAAACAUGAAAACCUGGUAGCCCUACAAGGCUACUGUGUGCACGAAGGCUGCAGGAUACUGAUAUAUUCUUUCAUGGAGAAAGGAAGUCUUGAUUACUGGCUGCACGAGAACCCGGAUGGUCCAUCCCAGCUGGAUUGGCCAAAACGACUUAAUAUUGCCCGAGGAGCAAGUUAUGGACUUGCUUACAUGCACCAAGUAUGUGAACCACAUAUAGUCCACCGUGACAUAAAGUCCAGCAAUAUCCUCCUAGAUGAAAACUUUAAGGCACAUGUAGGAGAUUUCGGUCUGUCAAGGUUGAUCCUUCCUUACCGAACCCAUGUUACGACCGAGCUUGUGGGUACUUUGGGUUACAUUCCCCCGGAGUAUGGACAAGCAUGGGUGGCCACUUUGAGAGGAGAUGUGUACAGCUUUGGGGUUGUCAUGCUUGAGCUUCUCACUGGGAAAAGACCAAUGGAGGUGUUCAGACCAAAGAUGUCAAGAGAACUGGUCGGAUGGGUACAACAGCUGAGAAGUGAAGGCAAACAAGAUGAGGUCUUUGAUCCUUUUCUGAGAGGCAAAGGUUAUGAAGCAGAGAUGCUUCGGGUUCUAGACAUAGCCUGCAAGUGCGUGAACCAAAAUCCUCUCAGGAGACCAACCAUUCAGGAGGUUGUAGACUGUCUCAAGAACGUAGGAGAAGAAAACGCAAGUCAAAAUAACAGAGACGAACAAGAACGAAUGUAAAUGUUUGUCUGAUCCUUCCCUCAUUUUUCCUUGAGAUGUGAUACGUACAACAAUACAAGAAACUAUACGUUUUUUUUGUCAGUGUAUAUUAUAACUUCAUUUUUCCUGUAAAUUAAAUUGUAAUACACAGAUUUGAUGAUGUAAAGAGCAAGACACCAUGGUGCCAUGAUUCUUCAACUGGGGUUCGUAAUAAAUGUCUCACAAACCGAAACAAGAGCAAGUUACCCAUCUCCAGCUAAGUGAACUUAAACAAACACUUGUAGUUUCCAUUUUCAAUCAUCAGAAGCUUAAGUAGUUCGGCUACAUAAAUUUAGCGGAUGAGAGGAUUGAAAAAUAAACAAUAAAACAGAGCAUCCCCUCACUGAGUAUUAGAAGCAUGAUAAGAAAAUACACAAAAUGGCACAUGGAAACAAGAAGGUAUAGUUCUUCACGCAGAUUCUUUAAGUGAUAGUCAAAAUCAUCGGGUUUCAGAGCUAAGCUCGAACUAAUUUUCUCUGCCUCUGCAGAAUCUUACCCUAAUUUGGACAAGAAACUCCAUCACUCAAAACAUUCAGAAACAAAAGUGAAUAUUCAUCGAAGAAAUCUAAAGUCAGGAAAUCGAGUAAAGCUUCAGCUUUUAUAGCUUACGCCGUCAUAUUAGAUGCACAAACCAAAUACGGAGCUUACAUGUCUCCCCUCAUGCUCGUAUUCAACAUCUAAAACAGUCAAAACAUGAAAAAGUUUCGAUCUUUUUCACUAAUUAUCCUUGCCCACUAUCCAGGAACAACACCUCAAACAUUCAGGACUGCCAAAAAACCAAAACAGAAA